CGGAAAGCGCUCGUCGUCACGGCGGGCGCGCUUUACGGCUCUCGGCGAGGCGGAGCCGGAGCCGGAGCCGGAGCCGCGCCGGGUGUGAUGUGUAAAAGGGGAUCCAUCUCCACGUGAAGUGAAAAUGGCCAAUCCUUUAAGAGGAGAAGUUCUGAAUCUGUAUAAGAAUCUGCUGUAUCUUGGCCGGGACUACCCGAAAGGAGCAGACUAUUUUAAAAGACGUUUGAAGAAUGUUUUUCUUAAAAACAAAGACGUGAAAGAUCCAGAGAAGAUCAAAGAACUUAUUAAGCAAGGCGAAUUUGUAAUGAAAGAGCUAGAAGCCUUAUACUUCCUUAGGAAAUACAGGGCCAUGAAGCAACGCUAUUACCCAGAUACCAGCACUAACUGACCAUGA
Molecule: messenger RNA, 394 nt
Organism: Dipodomys spectabilis (banner-tailed kangaroo rat)
Lineage: Eukaryota; Metazoa; Chordata; Mammalia; Rodentia; Heteromyidae
Gene: Etfrf1
Product: electron transfer flavoprotein regulatory factor 1
Exons: 3
Coding region: 125-388 (87 amino acids)
Biological process (GO): respiratory electron transport chain
Cellular component (GO): mitochondrion
Source: RefSeq, a predicted model, not a curated record